UGACGUAGUUAGAGGACAAGAGGGAAGGGACCCAAGGAAAUCAGAGGACCAUCCAAUGGAGAAAAGACCCAAAUAUGACCAUAGAAAAAACAGAAGCAGUGAGACACAUAGACAAAUACAACGACAACAGACGUGGAGAAUAAAGAACAGAGAAAUAGAUUGGUCAGGAAUUGAGUACAACGUCAAAGAAGAAGAUUAUGAGUGGUUGUGUGGACGUUAUAUUGGUACUACCCAUUCUAUGGAAAUUGUUCCAAAUCUACAAGAAAAGUUUUACAUGGAAGGUUAUUUCUCGUAUCACCUCUGAUUGGAUAAGGGUAAAUGCAGAGACGACUGUUUGGAUCGGGAAUUAAUUAAAAGCAAUGAGCUUGAACUUCCACCAACGCAGGCCAUUCUUUUUGCCUCUCUUGUGAAUACAGUUCCGCUACUUCU
Rubroshorea leprosula is the source of this 429-nucleotide messenger RNA. Lineage: Eukaryota; Viridiplantae; Streptophyta; Magnoliopsida; Malvales; Dipterocarpaceae. The record is from the annotation of a GenBank genome assembly.